GAGCCAAUGGCAGAGCCAAUGGCGCGAGUGUAACGAGAGGAGGAUGAGGAGGAGCGACCAGCUUCUUGUCGCUACAUGCGCAGCAAGCGCUGCUCUGCUUGUUCUUGUUGUCUCGCUUACCACUGGACCAUCCUCCACUCUCCUGUCUAGAAACGUCAUCACCAACCCUCAAGUUCGCUUACGCCCUCAUGGCAAUGCUGAUCUCAUGCUGGCCCAAAAACAAAUGUCCAGAGCAGCGAUCUUGGCUCAGCAUCGAACUGUUCGAUCCAUGUCCAUGCAAGGUCGCGCGCCAAGAAUCAUGCUAGCAGGCAUCGGCGGCUGGGGGUCUGGAGAAGAGCAAGAGAACGGAAAUGACUGGGAGGUGUCCAUGCACGUAGAUAAGGGAUGUGAGGACGUGCUCAAGAUGAGAGAGGAGGGGAACCCUGCAUGGAAGAGAGUCCCAACGACAAAGUGCGAUCCCAACAAACGGAUCAAUCCCAUGAUGUGGCCUUAUGACGCUCCUGGUAAAGUCUGGUCCCACGAUUCCAAGGACUCAAACAAGGACGCCAAGGCCUGGCCUUACAACGAAGAAAACCUUCAUGACUUCGUCCAAUCUUCGGAUCCAACGCCAGCAUGGGAAGACGGGGUUUGGCAUAGUGAAGAUCCAACAGAGUUCAGAAAUGCUGCAAUGUCCAAGUCACUUCCCUACUGAGCCGAUGCAAGAGUAAAAGACUUUGAAAACUUUUGAGGGCAGGAGGACAGGAGGUCAAGAUGAUUAAGAUCCUUUAUAUUCAAAACAUGAUU
Messenger RNA from Guillardia theta CCMP2712, 783 nucleotides. RefSeq lists its product as hypothetical. The transcript has 2 exons. The record is from RefSeq and is a predicted model, not a curated record. Bases 44 to 691 code for a protein of 215 amino acids. NCBI's taxonomy places the organism in Eukaryota, Cryptophyceae, Pyrenomonadales, Geminigeraceae.